UGUGUGUGUUGGCCUCAGCGGGAGCGUCUCUGCGCCGAAGAAGGGUGUGAGAAGGGUGUCUUGUCUCGCUCACCGACAUGUCAACGUCCAGAGCCGGUUUUACGAACGAAAAUGCGAGUCCUGCACGGAAUGUUUCAGGUUUUUACCAAGGUCAGUGUACCCCCAUGCCCCUGCCAGCCCUGGGCACACAGAGAGUCACCCAGGGCAAUGGGACCAACGUGGGCACAGUGAUUUCUCGACAGUGCCCAGCCAAAUACAGGCUGGUGGGGGGGGAUCUGAGGUGUGUCGUAAUCACCAACAUCCCCCAGUGGGUUGGGGAGCCCUACUGUGAACCUCUGUCUAUGUUUGAAGAUGUUGGUUUCCGCGUGGCCGUGUUAGUCUCCAUUGUGAGCUCUGCCGUCAUCCUCCUCUUGUCUGUGGCCUUUGUGACCUGCUGUGUGAGUGACUGUAAGAAAAAGGAGCGCAGGAGAAAAAACGAGAGCGAUGCAGAUUUGUGGCAAACGGUGGAGCAGAUUGAGAGAAUGGAGGGCAGGUCUCACUACGGCCAUAAGGGCAGGAACACCAACAACAACAACAACACCAACACCAACCAGGACCCGGCUCUGUCUCUGUGGGAUGACCACGAUCCUGCCCUGUGCAACAGCAAAAGGUCCUGCAGAUGUUGUGAGCAUCACCACGGUGGUCUGACAGUCCCACCUGCCUGCAGCUAUGGCUCAGUUCCUCUUCCUGGCUGUACCUAUGACCAAUCUCUCUUGCACCAAAACUCAAGACUUGACCAGAACUGUUGCAAACUUCUGAAUUCUGUUCCACUCCAGAGCAUCGCCACGCCGCAGCAUCUGGGACCCCCUUGGUCCUCCAGUCAAGCUCAGGGCCCAGGUCCUGUCCAGACUGGAGCAGAAGGGCCCAACACUGAUUUGGUGUGGCAAUAUUUAGGACAGCAGGAGGUCAGUGUGUCAGCACUGAACCCCACAGCCACACAGGAGUCCUACAGGGUGAACAUGAACACUACAAAGGAAAGCUGCAUACAGACUAUAUUUGUGUGAGGAUGCAUAGUGCAUGGAGGAGGGUGGAAAAGGAGCAUGUAACCAUCAGCCAAGGACUUGUUUACUAUUGUCAACUACUGUAAAGAGAAUAAACCUCAUGACCUAAUCUCUUUGACAGCAUCAACUCUGUACGAACAAAGACUAAAGAAAGUAUUUGGGAUUUUUACAGAUCCUGAUCAAUAAUAUUUUCGUGAUUUGACGGUUUGCAGGAUCAUCCGAAGGCUACCAAGAGAUCAGAUGAACUUUUGAUCAGAUUAACUUUUGUGCCUUUUGUAAAUUCUUCUGGCACACUGCCCUCUGUCGGAAACAGAGAGCCACUGCAUUCCCAGGAAAACAGCCUGUUAUUCCAUAGGUAGUCUAUACCUAAAAUAAUUAGAUGAGUUCUCCUCAUGAUCAUUGAAUUGUUUUCCACAUAAUUCGAUAACUAGUGAGGAAAGCAUGAUGUCAGUGCUGGAAAAUAUGUAAAUAUGAUUUUUAAGAAAUGUAAAUAAA
Lampris incognitus (smalleye Pacific opah) is the source of this 1535-nucleotide messenger RNA. It is a transcript of the gene susd3, whose product is annotated as sushi domain-containing protein 3. NCBI's taxonomy places the organism in Eukaryota, Metazoa, Chordata, Actinopteri, Lampriformes, Lampridae. Gene Ontology annotation, cellular component: plasma membrane. The transcript has 5 exons. The coding region runs from base 78 to 1043 and encodes 321 amino acids. The record is from RefSeq and is a predicted model, not a curated record.